Molecule: messenger RNA, 2141 nt
Organism: Beta vulgaris subsp. vulgaris (sugar beet)
Lineage: Eukaryota; Viridiplantae; Streptophyta; Magnoliopsida; Caryophyllales; Amaranthaceae
Product: polyamine oxidase 2
Exons: 10
Coding region: 516-1985 (489 amino acids)
Biological process (GO): polyamine catabolic process
Cellular component (GO): peroxisome
Molecular function (GO): polyamine oxidase activity
Source: RefSeq, a predicted model, not a curated record
UCUCCCAUAAACCAAACACUCCCCAUAAAGAUAUCAGGCUGUUCACGUCUUCUCUCUCCUCCCACCCAAAAUUCCUUUCGAUUUUCGGAAAUCAAUUUGCCCUAAAUAAAAUCUUCACUAAUUGGUACCAAAUCUCAAACAAUUGAAACCCUAGAAUCCAAAAUUCUCUGUUAAAAGUAGAAAGAAAUUUAAUUGAUUUCCUGAAACAAAAAAAAAAAUUGGCAAUUUUUUUGCUGGUGUUUACAAUUGAAGAAUUAAAUAAAAAAGGAGCAGACGCAUGAGCUGGUCGGUAUUAAAUCUGGGGAUUACUUCGAAUUCAAAUCACUUUAUUACUUGUCUUUUGAUCUUUAUUCUUCAUUAUUCACCUCAAUUAGGUCCUUCUUUGUUGUUUAAUCUUAAUAAACAACAAUUUACUUCUUCUUCUUCAUCAACGACGUCGUUUUCCUCCAAUUCUACUUUAAUUCUUCAUCUUCUUCAGUUUAGUAAUAGCAGAUCAUCAUCUUUUUCUUCAUAUAAUGGAGCUCAGAAACAAGAAUAAUCGUCAAUUACGUCAAGGUCUAUGCUUCUCAAGAACGGAGGGGAGGCAGGCUGCCUCACCUUCUGUCAUAGUUAUAGGUGCUGGUAUGGCUGGUAUUGCUGCAGCUCGUGCUCUCUAUGAUGCUUCUAUACAGGUAACUGUGCUGGAGUCGCGCGAUAGAGUUGGAGGUCGGGUAUGCACAGACUACACAUUUGGUUUCCCUGUUGACUUGGGUGCAUCAUGGUUGCAUGGAGUCUGCAAUGAGAAUCCCUUGGCACCUUUGAUUGGUAGACUUGGCUUACCUCUUUAUCGCACUAGUGGAGACAACUCUGUUUUAUAUGACCAUGAUUUAGAGAGUUAUGCUCUUUUUGAUAUGGAGGGGAAUCAAGUACCGCAGGAGCUUGUUGUCAAGGUUGGCGAAGCAUUUGAAAAUGUUUUAAAAGAGACUGAUAAAGUACGAGAGGAAUGCAAUGAGGACAUGUCUAUAAAGCGAGCUUUUUCAAUGGUCUUUGAAAGGAGACCAGAUUUGAGGUUAGAGGGGCUUGCUCACAAGGUACUACAGUGGUACUUGUGUAGGAUGGAGGGCUGGUUUGCAGCUGAUGCUGAGACCAUAUCUCUGAAGUGCUGGGAUCAGGAAGUGCUGCUCCCUGGUGGACAUGGGCUUAUGGUGCGAGGCUACCUUCCUGUUAUCAACACACUUGCCAAGGGUCUAGAUAUACGCUUGAACCACAGAGUAACAAAGGUCACAAGGCAUCAUAAUGGGGUGAAGGUAAUGGUAGAAAACGGCGGUACAUUUAUUGCUGAUGCUGCAGUUAUUGCUGCUCCUCUUGGUGUUUUGAAGGCUAAUUUAAUUAAGUUUGAGCCAAAGCUUCCAGAUUGGAAGGAGGAUGCCAUCUCUAAUCUAGGAGUUGGAAUUGAGAAUAAGAUAAUUUUGCACUUUGAAAAGGUCUUCUGGCCAAAUGUGGAGUUUCUAGGUGUUGUUGCUGAUACUUCAUAUGGGUGUAGCUACUUCCUUAAUCUUCACAAAGCUACUGGUCAUCCGGUUCUGGUUUAUAUGCCUGCUGGAAAGUUGGCCAAGGACAUCGACAAAUUGUCUGAUGAAGCCGCUGCAGGUUUUGCUGUUCAGCAGUUGAAAACAAUACUUCCUGAUGCAUCAGCACCUAUUCAGUAUUUGGUGUCACAUUGGGGCUCCGAUGUGAACUCUCUUGGUUCCUACAGCUAUGAUACAGUUGGGAAGCCUCAUGAUUUGUAUGAGAGACUUAGGGUUCCAGUAGAUAACUUAUUUUUUGCGGGGGAGGCCACAAGCUCAAGUUUUCCUGGUUCAGUUCAUGGUGCAUAUGCAACUGGCCUACAAGCCGCUGAGGACUGCAGAAUGCGUGUCCUAGAACGGUAUGGCGAGUUGGACUUGUUCCAGCCAGCUAUGGGUGAUGAUUCUUUCAGUGUCCCCCUCCUUAUUUCUAGAAUGUGAUCACAUUGAUAAUGGUCCUCCCAAAUGGAGUUAGUAUUCAUCUGUUAUGUGUUGAAAGUGUGCAGCUUUGGUUAAUGCCAACAGCUGAUUAUGCUCGAUAGCGUAUCUUCUCUGUAAACAAACUUCGAUAAUAUAUGUAUGAACAACUUUCCUUGA